UGGUCUAGGUACAUCCUCCACCCUCCUUUCCUUCUCCUCGGGGGUCUUCUCCUCUUUCUUUCUUCCGAUUUGCUCUUGAGUUCUCCUUCCUUUUUCUUUAGGACUGGUGGUCCCUCUCUUCUAUGAGACACUAAGGGGAGCUGAUACCUUGUUCUGAAUAUUAUAUACCCAUUAUUGAUUUUGGGAAGUAGGGGAAAGGUAGGUGACAGCUGCCAUACACAGAAGGAUUCGAGAUCUCUCUCUUUCUCAUCACAAAAACCCACACCGGUAGCGCUGAACGGGUCUCCUGGCCGCUUGGAGAUGGAGGUGGUUGAUUUUAAACUGAUAUUGGGAGCCCUGUGCUAAACUCUACCAAGUCUUUGGGCGAAUAAUCAGCUUGGAUUCAUCUGCCAGGAUGUUUUGGCAUUGCUUGCCACCGGCUAUGCCUGUUGGGUAGGUGCUCCCAAUCUUGAAUCCUUUCUUAAGAAUCAUCUUUAUCACUAUAACUGUGCUUUGGAUAACUUUGCUGCUUCUCUGGAUUUGUUGCUUUGGGAUUGCUGCCUGCCCCUGCCAAAAAUGUCAUUGCUGUCUUUUUCUUUGUGAGUCUUUCAGGCAGGGCAUGUUCUGUCAGACACAUCCUUAAGAAGAAUUUGGAUUUAUAUUGCUCAGGGUUUUGCUUGGAUCACUGCCUGCCUCUGCCAGUUGACUUUGUCAUCUUGAUAGGUGGCCCAAAGACCUCACUUACCUCCUCCUGGACAUUACAGCGGCAUUCUUCUACAGGAUAAAAGCACAAGAUGCAUGGUGGCACCAACUGCACCAUGCUGUGAAACUUAGGUACAGGGAUGAGAGUUAAGAACAGAGAUAUUGAAUAUCACCCAAGCAGGGUAAGUUUAGAGCCUGUUUAAUUCCAUCUACGUAUGCAUCUACGUAUGGUAGCUACUAUUAUAUGGGAGAGAAAGGUGGAAGUGCAUGGACUUCUGCCAAAAUCAUUCUGUGGAAUUUAAUAAGCUAGUCCUCAGGCUAUAAAUGACACCUAGGCUAGAAAAGAAAAGCUGCUGCAAAUGCUAAUUGGAGAGGUAGCAAUUGGUAUGUAAUAUUCAAGGAGGAAAAUCAUGGGGGGGGGGGUGUGUGCAAAUUGGCUUGUCCCAAAAAUGGGGGAUCUAAGAUCCAAUUAACCUGCAAUUUCUGCUAUUUAGCUCUUCACUUCUUCCAAUCUAUUCAAUCCUCAACUGGCACUGGAUGCUUCUCCUUGAAGCCUUAUAAAUAAAAUUCUGAGCUUCCAUGUUCAGAAGUAGUUUAACUCUGAACAGUAAAGGAACACUGCUGCUUUUGUGAUUUCCUCUGCAAACCUCCCAAAGCAUCUGGUUGGCUAAGAAGGAAAUGAAAACCUUCAAACAGAGAAGAAAACAGAUAGCCACAAAUUUAAGAAAAAAAUCCUAGGAAACAUCUGAGCACUCUGACUUUCCAGUUGCUGCUGCCAUACAAAAAGCCCAGCAUCCGUAUCAGGAACUCUUUGCUAUUUCCCUAAAUGUUUUUAAAGAUUGCUAGGUGCACCACUUUUCAAAGCAGAAGCGGAUGGGGGCCCGGAUCCACCUCUCGUCCCAGAGUGCAUGACUUAGUACUGCGGACCAAGGAAAUCACUCACAUUCUCAUACAAAACUUAUGGAGCUGCAGAGACAUUCCAAAUCUAUAAAGGAUCCUCAUAAAUUCUCAGAAACGUUGGAUUGCCUGCAAGAACCCAAAAGCAAUGUGGGUCAGCAUAUCAACCUGGAGAUGGGGGUUGAGGGAGAGGAUGCCCAUUCUUCACCUCCUAAACUCUCUCGGCCACCAGCACCUUCUCCUAGCGGCACCCUUGUCCAAAGUUUGAAUAGCUUACCGGGAGCAGACAGGCGGGUACACGCUCCGGGUGUGACUACAACAGGCCUCGACCAAGGAGAAACCUCUCGACUAGGACAUUACCUGUUGAUUGACAACCAGGGGAUGCCCUACACUGUACUGGUAGAAGAAGGAGUGGGGACACCUGCGGGCCCUGAAGGGGGUGGGAGUGGGGGGACCUUGCGCAAGGUAUACAGCUGCCCUGUGUGUUUGCGAACAUUCGAGUACCUGUCUUACCUCCAACGCCACAGCAUUACUCACUCAGAAAGCAAGCCCCACAUCUGCCGGGCAUGUGGCAAAGCUUUCAAGCGCACUUCCCACUUGGAGCGUCAUAAGUAUACCCACUCGGGCCGGAAGCCUCAUCAGUGCCCCAUCUGUCAGCGCCGUUUCCGUGAUUCUGGAGAGCUCUCCCAUCACCAGCGGGUGCACACUGGCGAGCGGCCCUUCCAGUGUGAAGCAUGCCACAUGCGCUUCGGGGAACGCAACACCCUCCAGAGGCACAUCCGCCGGAAGCAUCGACUGCAGCUCCUCCCCACGCCAUAAAGACUGGCCUUUGGGGCGGGGGGGGGGGACUUAAUUUGGCCUGAAGACCUAUCUAGGAAAGUGUCAUCCAGGCUCUGUUAGCUUCCAUGCAUUCAAUAAUAAUCCUAGCCUGCUUAAAUCUGCCUGGGCUUUAUCGAUCCGAUAUUUCCACAUCUGUCAACACAAUGACAACUUGUUCCAUAGGAAAAACUGGAGUGCAGAAUUUCUCCCCAGUGUGCUAAAAAUUGGCAGGCAUGCUGAGAGCAGCUUGACAAGAUUUGACAUGGACCUACUUUCUCUUGCCAACGAGGACUUGGUAUGAUAUUUUAUAUAUACUAGAGUGUAUCAUGCCUGUAUGUACCUCCCCCCCACCCCCGCCAGGAAGAUCCUUUCCCUUCUGCUUUGUUCCCAAGCAUCACUGUUACCUUCGCCCGUAUAGGCAGUGCACACCUAGCAUGGAUACAAUGGCUGAACAUCACUUCUCCACCACGUGCACCGUAGUGUGGUUGCAUUUAGCUUCAGUGUUCUGGUAGGAGUCUUUUUCUUGUGCCAGGCCUAAAUGGCAGGGAGACUCCAACAGGCCCUGGGUAGACUUACCCAUACUGCAUAAACACUGCCUUUAUUAUCUAUGCCCCAAAGGCCUGUUUAUCAGAUAGACCAACAUUGCAUGCCUAUUUAACAAUGCCUCUGUAGAACUGGCAUUUAAAUCUACCACCCGCUAAGCAUGGAGGUAGGCCUCCCUUUCCAUAUAUUGUUCAAUACCCAAACAGCCUGGUGGAAAACUAGGUCCUUCCUAUCCAUUCUAGAGUUUGUAUCAAGAGUCCAACUGGUGUGGGAAGAGAUGCCAAACUGGACAACUAUGAGGAUACUUUUUUCUUCUACAUAGGAUUUGAAAGAGAAUGGAGGUUUUGUCCGAGUGAGCGAUAGAAGAGACUGGGGGAAAUGUCAGCUAAAUUUAUGGAAAACAAGGAUUUGGCUCUCCCUUUAUGAUAAUGUGA
This is a messenger RNA of Thamnophis elegans (Western terrestrial garter snake), 3374 nucleotides long. Its product is annotated as zinc finger protein 581-like. The record is from RefSeq and is a predicted model, not a curated record. Gene Ontology annotation, biological process: regulation of transcription by RNA polymerase II. The transcript has 3 exons. Gene Ontology annotation, cellular component: nucleus. Gene Ontology annotation, molecular function: RNA polymerase II transcription regulatory region sequence-specific DNA binding; DNA-binding transcription factor activity, RNA polymerase II-specific. The coding region runs from base 1642 to 2397 and encodes 251 amino acids. Lineage: Eukaryota; Metazoa; Chordata; Lepidosauria; Squamata; Natricidae.